Dujonia railenensis is the source of this 363-nucleotide messenger RNA. The record is from the annotation of a GenBank genome assembly. Lineage: Eukaryota; Fungi; Ascomycota; Pichiomycetes; Serinales; Debaryomycetaceae.
AUGUUUAGAUCAAGCAUACUCAGAACCUUGAGAACUCCUGUUGUUCUCAGACAACAACCAAGAUUGGUAACUCCAAUUACCAGAGUUUCUUUCUACUCCAGUGUUCCAGCUUUAACCAGAGAUCUCGCAAAGGAAAGAAUUAUUGAGUUAUUAGAAGGCUACGAUAAGGUUCAAAACCCAGAAAAGAUUACUGAAGAAGCAUCAUUUUCUCAAGAUUUAGGCUUGGAUUCCUUAGAUGUAGUAGAGGUUGUAAUGGAAGUAGAACACGAGUUCAACAUUCAAAUCCCAGACCAUGAAGCUGACACAUUAAAGACUGUUGGACAAACUCUUGACUACAUUCUUGCUCAACCUGACGCUUGUUAA